AUGAAUUGUGAAAUAGAAUCAAUGAAAGAAAAUAGAAAAAAUCAUGUUGAUACUCUUCCACCAAGGGGACGAGUAAAUGAAGUUAGACGAGAAUGGCUUGUACACGAAGAUGGGGCGUUGGCUUAUCGUUUGCAAAAUGAAGAAAUAAAACAACAUUUGAUUGGUAACAAAUCAAGAAAUAUUCAAAUAAGAGAAGAUUUUCCAACAGCAAAAAAUGAACAACUCAGAGAAGUCGAAGAAGCUGCAAGAUUGCAUCAGCAAUUAUUAUUUCAACAAGAACAACAAGAUGCAAAGGUUGCUGCUCAAUUGGCAUAUCAUAUCGAACAAGAAGAAGAAGAAAAAAAAAGAAUGUUAGAAGAGGAAGAUAAAGAAUUAGCGAAAUUGUUACAGGAAGAAGAAAAGUGUAAAAUGUCGAAAAAAGAAAAAACAGUUCGAGAAUUAGAAACUCAUACGCCUAGAAAAGAUAAACAAUAUUAUUCAAUGAAUCAAAAACAACCUUUAAAUCACAUGGAUAUUAGUCAGCCUUCAACUCAUGAUUCCGUUUAUUACAGUGAUAAUUUAAGCGAUAUCAAUAAUGUCGGAUUACCUCUGCAAGAUGAUAUAAUAGAACCAUUAAGGCAAUGUCAUUUAAAUGGUAGAUCAAGUUACAGGCUUAGCACUGGUUCUCCGCCAUUAAUAUCCGAAGAAGACAUAAAGAGAAUACAAGAAGAAAAAGAUGCGGAAUACGCGAGGUACUUACAAGAAAAAGAAGAUUUAGAAAAUAAAGACACGGUCAAUAGAGAUCGAUUGUUGGCUAUUGAAACUCAAGACAAAGAAUUAGCGAGGUUAUUACAGGAAAAAGAAAGGGCGAAAGCGAGGAGAGCGAGAGAAAGAGCCAAACAGAAAGCGUCGUUGAAAAGAAUGAAAGAAGAAGAAGAAGAAAAAGAAAUUUCGAAAGAAAUCAUCGGACGCGAUACGGAUAAUUUAACGAUCAAAAUUGCCGAAACUGUUCCGGUCAAUUGUCAAAGAAAGUUGAAUAAUAAUGAUAAUAAUGGUGAUGAUGGUGAUGAUGAUGAUGAGCACAAAGAACGACGACAAUCCGUACCUACGAAUUUAGUUAAUAAAAAAUUAAUUAAACCCAGGUAUCCCGAUCCGGAAGAAAUAGUAGUAAUACACAGGGAUCCCGAUCAGAGUUCGAUAUCAUCGGCGAACAUCGCCAUGACCAUCGAUCCGACGUAUACCCGUGAAAAUUUAGAAAGGAAUCCGAGAUUGAAGAAAAUUUCAAGCAAAUCUCAAAAAAAUCCAACGAUGGAUGAUAAUUCAUUGUCGGAUUUCAAUCAAGAAGGCAAGUAUCCACGAACGCAAAUUGUUUUCGGUUUUCAAAACGUGCAUCCGAACAUAACAUUUUUGUCUUAUUUCAUUUCCAAAAGAUUUUACCGUUGA
Molecule: messenger RNA, 1422 nt
Organism: Pediculus humanus corporis (human body louse)
Lineage: Eukaryota; Metazoa; Arthropoda; Insecta; Psocodea; Pediculidae
Product: coiled-coil domain-containing protein, putative
Exons: 9
Coding region: 1-1422 (473 amino acids)
Source: RefSeq, a predicted model, not a curated record